Messenger RNA from Cuscuta campestris, 831 nucleotides. The record is from the annotation of a GenBank genome assembly. Lineage: Eukaryota; Viridiplantae; Streptophyta; Magnoliopsida; Solanales; Convolvulaceae.
UUCGUUCCACGAACUUCCAAUUAUGGUUGGUUAUCAAAAACGGGGAAGAGGUACCGAUGAAGAAAGUCGGAGACAAGUUGAUCCCCAAGACCGAAGACGAGUUUGAUGCCGAGGACAUCAAAAAGGUCGAGAAUUAUGCAAAAGCAAUAAACAUGCUUUAUUGUGCCGUAAAUCCUGAUGACUACCGCAAGAUCUCUUGCUGCUCAACCGCCAAAGAGAUGUGGGAUAAACUUGAGGUGACGUACGAAGGAACGGACCAAGUACGUGAAGCCAAGAUUGACUUCCUCACCCAAGAAUAUGAGAUGUUCAGGAUGAAGGAGCACGAGAAUAUCGAUGAUAUGUUCGACCGUUUUUCCAAGAUAGUCAACGAUCUUCAUGCAUUAAAGAAGACUUACACCGACAGGGAUCUUGUGCGAAAGAUCCUACGGAGCUUGACAUCCGAAUGGAAAUCCAAGGACGAUGCCAUAUAUGAGUCAAUCGGCACAUCAACUGUCACCAUCGACGGUUUAAGAGCCUCCAAAGAACCGACAAUGAAUGACUCAAGCGACGAAGAUGAAGUCAAACUAAUCAUGAAGAAGUUUUGCAAACUUCUAAAGAAAGAGAAGGUUGAGGAUGGCCUUGUGUGCUAUGGAUGUGGUGAAGCCGGGCACAUCAAGAAUAAAUGCCCAAGAAGCGGAAGGAAUGCUCGUCACUUCAAAAAGCAAAGAGCAUACAUCUCGUGGGGUGGAGACUCCGGCGAUGAAUCAAGCGAACAAGAGGAAGAAGAAGAAGCAAAUCCUUGUCUCAUAGCUCAAGAAGAAGAGGAGUCCGCCAACAAGCGAAAACCAAGAG